AGGUGAGAAACAGUUGAAUGGAUUAAAGAAACCGAAUUUACUUCCCAAGUCCAAUCAAUCUCUCAUCCACAUCCUAUCAAGCAAAGCAAAGCAAAGCAAUGGCGUAGGAGAGAGAAGAAAUAGUUCCCAAAAUCAUAUCCACACAAAUCCAUCUUCUUAAAAGAAGCUAGCAGCCGCACGCACACACACACGUAUCCAAUCCCUUCUUCUCAUCCUCAUUUCCUUGUUGCCCACAACCUGUUUGUUAAAAUUCCCCACUCAAAUAAUUCUGUAUUCAAAUCAAACCCCAUUGCAAACCUCAUCAAGAUUCAACAUAAUUCUUUAUUUGGUCCACUUCCUUUCAUUUCGGGUUGGUACCAUUUCAGCUGCAAUUUGCAAUGAUUUCUUGAGAAUCUAAUCUGAUCCACAUGCCCACUAGUGUUGCUGUCAGAACACUCAUGUUAGAUCUGAAUCUAUCUCUCUCAUUCUCUUAUUAUUGGUCUUGACCCUAUUAUUAUCUCAACUGUCUGAAGCUUUAUGCACCUCCAUUGAAGCAGGGAAACCAAACCAAGAGAUCUUGUUUUGGUUUUAGAGGAGGAUUUAUCCAAUGUGGCGAGGAGGCCCAUGGUGGGCUUUGUCUGAUGAGAAAGAAACAAUCUUUAAAUAAAAUGGAAGAAAUUGGGAUUCUUCUAGCAUCAGAAAGAUAAGAAUUUUUUGCUUGCCUUUUGAAAAUGCUUUUAAUCUUUGUUACUUGCUUCUCCUUCAUCCUGUUUUUUCGAUACUCUUUACCCAUAAAGCCACUUCCACCAUGGGCUUCUGAGAUGAGGUUACUCUCUUUCUAUUUUUGGAAAGAUUUCUCAAUCUUGUUCCCUUUUGCUAAGAACACCCUCUUCAAUGUUUUGUCACCAAAAAAGGUUAAUAACACUAGCAGCACUCUUUCAUUUUCAACCUCAAAGAAGAAUCAAAGUAUGAUGAUGAUUGAGGAGGGGAUGUCUGUGUUGGAUUUGCCUAAUUUAGCACUGGAAUGCAUUCUUGAAAGGCUUGAGCCUGCUGGCCUUUGUAAUAUGGCUUGUGUUUGUACUUACUUAAAGGACAUGUGUUUAAGUGAUCAUCUGUGGGAAAACCAUAUGAAGAAAAGAUGGGGUAGGAUUAUCGGUCAUGCUGCUGUUAAACAAUGGCACUUGCAAAUUGCCACUAAAAAGGAAUCAAAUUACUUUCUUUCUGGUCAUAAAGGAAGAGGGCUUUUAAUGGGUUAUCUGUGUAAACUCUGGCCGCCUGUUAUGUUCAUUAGACAUGCUAGUUACGCUGAUGAUGAUGUUGAUGAUGCUAAUAAGAUGGAGAGUUCAUCUCAGCCGCCGGUUGAUUCGAUUGUGUCUUGCUAUCGAGCUCUUGAGACUGGAAAGUUUUGGUUCCCGGCUCAGGUUUUCAACCGUGAGAAUGGGCAUGUUGGAUUCAUGUUGUCUUGCUACGAUGCUGAUCUUAGCUAUGAUUCUCAUACCGAUACAUUCCAGGCUAGAUAUCCGCCUCACGGCAGGAGGGCAGCAGCAAUAGAAAUUGGGGUGAGUUGGGAUAGACUACGGGCCCCACCCGUUGAGACAUCACCUCAUGAUCUACAUGUUUCAGACUGUUUGAAUGAUUUACGCCCAAAAGAUCACAUUGAGAUUCAAUGGAGGAGGAACAAACAAUUUCCAUACGGUUGGUGGUAUGGUGUUGUUGGCCACUUAGAAGCAUGUGAUGGUAAUAUUAGUUACUGCCAUUGCCAUGAAAGUGAUACUGUGGUGCUGGAGUUCAACCAGUAUACUCCCGGUUCAAGAUGGAGGCAUACGAUGAUCAACAGGAAAUUCCAUCGUGAGGAAGGAAACGAAGCCGAUGGAUUUUAUGGCGGAAUCAGAAAACUAUAUCACAAAGAUGAGAUUUCCAUGUGGCAACAAUUUUGGCCUGCUGAAAUCUUGGAAUAAUAGAGGUCAACUCAACAGUCAACUCUAUCAACUAAUAGUUUACCACAGUCAUUAAUAGGAAAUAGAAUAUUGUGUUCUCUUUUACAUGAUUUCCGCCCCUUCUUUUAGGAUUAUAUAUAUAUUUUUAAUGGCUAGUUGAAGAUUUAGAAUGGCCAUAUAUGAUUCAAUCAUUCAAAUGGAAAAUAUAUCAUGUAAUUGUACCGAUCUUGGCUUUUGACUUUGAAUGAAUGAGAUUCUUUUUUUCC
This is a messenger RNA of Helianthus annuus (common sunflower), 2182 nucleotides long. RefSeq names its product F-box protein At2g32560. The record is from RefSeq and is a predicted model, not a curated record. The coding region runs from base 711 to 1937 and encodes 408 amino acids. Gene Ontology annotation, molecular function: protein binding. The transcript has 5 exons. NCBI's taxonomy places the organism in Eukaryota, Viridiplantae, Streptophyta, Magnoliopsida, Asterales, Asteraceae.